CCGCCCCAGAUACAACAACCCCUCCCUCUCUAGCCAUCUCGACAGCUCCCCUCCUCUGGUUCCCGCCCACCGCGUUCACCAUGCCCGUCGCUAAUACUGGCUCUGAACAGGUUGUCACGCCGGCACAGGAAAAGGCCGCCGAGCUCGUCUGGAAGAAGCUCAAAGCCCUACACGGCACUUUCUACCGGGCAGACCUGGGUCUGGGCCAAGCUGUCCUCAGCAACGGCAAGGUCCAGGUCAGGUCCAUCAGCGAUCUCACCUCGAAGUAUGUUCAGCUCGACCAGACGUGUCACGUGCGCAUGUCGCUACCCGAAGCUCUGAGGGCUUUAGGGGAUGUCAGAAGAGCGUGGACCGACUUUGACAAUGGAGUUGAUAGUCGCCACAAAAAGCUCAUCAACGAGAUUGCGACCUGUGCGAAGCUGGAUCGCCAGACGAAAAAGGACUUGGAGCUCCAACUGCAAAUCUUGACGCACGAGUUCAGGUCCAAUCUGGCACUUGCUGAAGCGGCCUUCCAGGAGGCGGGCCCGAACGCUCCUCAGAAUCUCAUCAAGCGCAUGUGGCUCACAAACGCCGAUGGAACUGCUGUGAAAGAUCUGGGUUCUCCGAUGGGCUACAAACCUAACCCCGACUACAAAAGCUGGGGGCUGUGACCUUCUUGGACAGUGAAAUCCAUUCGCGCUCUUGGCUAGCGAUGCUGAGACAGUAAAGCACCAAAGACAGUCUUGCGCGUGAGGGUGUAUUGCUGUUAAAGUGGCCUUACGUACCGGCGCUUGUACCGAUCUCUUGGCUUGUAUCUGAGGAAUCGAAGACUGCAGAAAUGCCAAGUUCGUCUCUCUCUGCUUCAGGAUGUAAGUUGGUAGUAGCUGGCCGACUAGGACAGUCUGCGGG
Messenger RNA from Ceraceosorus guamensis, 888 nucleotides. RefSeq lists its product as hypothetical. NCBI's taxonomy places the organism in Eukaryota, Fungi, Basidiomycota, Exobasidiomycetes, Ceraceosorales, Ceraceosoraceae. The record is from RefSeq and is a predicted model, not a curated record. The coding region runs from base 81 to 650 and encodes 189 amino acids. The transcript has 2 exons.